Molecule: messenger RNA, 2777 nt
Organism: Xenia sp. Carnegie-2017
Lineage: Eukaryota; Metazoa; Cnidaria; Anthozoa; Malacalcyonacea; Xeniidae
Product: ankyrin repeat and zinc finger domain-containing protein 1-like
Exons: 15
Coding region: 476-2701 (741 amino acids)
Molecular function (GO): protein binding
Source: RefSeq, a predicted model, not a curated record
GGGCUUGCUCCCAAUAAACCCCCCCCCCCUUGGCUGGUUAGGAACCCCGUAAUCUUUAGAAAAAUUGUAUUAAUUUUCUUCGUCAUCAUGCAAAGAUAAUAUCUAGUUUUGUAAGUCAUUUAUAAUUCCUUUGAGAUAUUGAGACAAACCAAAAGCUUACGUAUUCGAAGUUUUACAAAACAGAGCGAUAGACUUCUGACAUUUGGGGUUUCUGGGACAUUUGUAAUUAGGGCCAGCGGUUUACAAACAUGAAAAAAUAUAACAAAAGAUUUGUGAAGGAAACAAAAGAUAAAUACGACGAUAUAUAAAACAACCGUGAAACAUUAACUUGUUUUCAUGAUUAGUGAUUACAUCAUGAUGGUGAAAUUAACUUCAAUAUAUAGUCAAAACAGAAUAUCGUUAUUUGUAUACAUCUACCUAUCAUUGAAAUAUUCCGUGUGAAAUAAACUGAAUUUAGUUUCAAAUCAAAACCACCAUGGCGAACUCAAGUCUUGGGACGAAAAUAAACUCGAAUUGUAGGCAAUCAUUGAAACCCGAUUUGUCAUUAAAAGAAUUUAACUUGUUCGAUGGGAAGAACAAUGAAAGUUAUCUUAAAGAUAUCAGGAUAGUUUCAGGAAAAUUUCAUCGGGAAUAUCGCGAUAAUGGAAAGAAUAAGUCGGAAACUGCCAAAACAAGAAAUGGUUAUGAUGAAAUGAUGACAAACGGAAAAUCUUGUAUACUUUGUGGUGUAAUGUUUACUACUUUAAAAGAUCAGCGAAGCCAUUUUAAGCUGGACUGGCAUAAAUAUAACAUUAAACAAAGGUUACUACAGAGAAAGCCUGUCAAACAGGAGGAAUUUGAAGAAAUUGUUUCAGGUGACCUUUCAAGUAUCUCUGGCUCAGACUCAGAUUCAAGUGAUGAUGAUGAUGAUUUGCUUGUCACUCUUGAUGAAUUGAGUGAGCCAUUAAUGAAUUUGAACUUAAUGAUGCAGGAAAAUGAAGAGAAUUGUAGAACAAAUCUGAUUAACAAAGCUGAUCCUAAAGUUUAUUUUGUGAAUGAGAAAGGAAUACAGAUGUCAUUAUAUCGAGCUGUUAUUUCAGGAACAAAGGAAAUCUUAUCUAUUGAGACCAUUGCUUCAAGGAUUAAAAAUUUAGCCAAUGAAAGAAUGUGGAUGAUUUUAAUGACAGGCGGAGGUCAUUUUGCAGGUGCAGUAUUUUCAGGCAAAGAUGUAAUCGUCAGUAAAACGUUUCAUCGUUACACAGUUCGAGCAAAACGAGGAACAUCACAAACAAUGAAAGAUAAUAAACAAGGAGGACAUGCACCAAGAUCAGCUGGCGCAAGUUUAAGACGCUACAAUGAAGCUGCUUUAGUUCAAGAUAUUCAGAACCUUCUACAUUCAUGGAACGAGUACGUAAAUAAAUGCAGCAAAAUUUUUAUGAGAGUUCCAAAUAAUUACAAAUGGAUCUUUGUUGCUGGCAAGAAACCUCCAUUUGAGAAAGACGAUAAUCGCUUAAGAACAAUUCCUUUCCCCACAAGACGUGCUACGUUUAAAGAGCUUAACAAUGUUCACAAAAAACUGUCUACGGUAUCUGUAGUGUUAGAUAGUAACCAAACAAUUGUCGAUGACGCGUCAAACCAAGAAACUGAAAAGUCCGAUGGUUUAGAUUUUUUAACGCAAUCAGAAGAAUCCAAAUGUGAUAAUAAAGAAAUUUUUGUUGAUGUUCAUGAAAUACCAAACAACGAUUUAAAAGAUUUGGAUAAAUCUAGUGACAAGGAAAUACUUCAAGUGUCAAAGAAGAAAAAAGCGAAGCAGGGAAAGAAAAUCAAAGUUGAGAAAGAGAUAAAAAAUAAUUCUUGUGACAAUCAAGAAAACAGCAAAAACAUGAUACAUAUUCCAGCAAUAUGGAUGGAGUUAUAUGAAGCAGUCAAUUCUGGUAAAAAAGAUGAUACUCUAAGAAUUUUAAUGACAUGCAACGAAUUGUAUAAUAAUGAAAUGGUUUCGUCUAAAGAUAAAGGCAAUCUAGUUGAUGAAAAACAAUCUUUUACAUUCACGAAUAAGGAAACAUUCAAUGUGAACAAUAAUAAAGAAGGAAAUGAAGGAUCUAAUUUUGACAGAAGUCUUUAUGAAAAUGAGCGCAAUGAUCUUCUAAAUCAAAACUUUCAAAACGAAACAGUUCUACACGUGGCCUCAAGACUUGGUGAAACUGAAAUAUUGAAGAUUCUGUUAGAUAAUGGUGCCAAUCCUACUGUAAAGAAUGCCAAAGGUCGUGUUCCAUAUGAUGUUGCUACCAACAAAGAAACAAGAAAUGUAUUUCGGCGAUUUAUGGCUGUGUACCCAGAGAAAUAUGAUUAUAACGAGGCUAGGAUUCCUAGUGCCUUAACGAGUGAGAUGGAAGAAAGGGAACGUCAAAAGAUUGCUGACAAAAAGAAGGCUCAAUCCAAAGCGCGAAAGCAACGUUUAAAAGAAAAGAAAGCUGAAGAGAAACAGAGAAAAGAAGAAGAAAUAGAAAAAGAAAAAGAAGAAAGCGAAAAGAAAUGGUUUCAACAAUUAUCUGAAAGAGAAAAGAGGGCUGUUGCUGCUGAACGAAGAUUAGGAACCAUUUGUUUCAGCUGUUGUCGGAGUCUGCAAGGUCUGGUUCCAUUUGAAAGACUGUCAUAUAAAUACUGCAGUACUGAAUGUGUAAAACAACAUCGUCUAAUUAUGCAGACUGCUGUAAAAUAAAGUUCCACUUUGGUUACAUACAUUAAAGUCGUACAACAGUAUUUCAAUAAAGUAUAAUUUCUGGUCAUGUCUACAA